AUGCGCUUCCCUCGGGCCAGAUUUCAGAAUCCCCCGCGUAGUGUUGUUGAUGCAGGAAACACAUUCUCUUCUGCGGAAGCAAUUGACCACUCUAAGCAUUCUCCCGGAUCACCCGCAAAUCAUCCUCACGUGACCAUUUUCCUCUUCAAAGCAAGUUUAUGUGAGUCAAUAAGGAGCUGGGAGAAUUAUCUAGGCAACUCCGACUUAAAUGAAAUAAAGAAUGUUGCUUUUACUCCAAAUAUGUCUCCAAGUGUUGAUCCUCAACCCCUUUAUCCAUUCCAAGCUCCAACUCCAUUGAUGCCUUUCACACACAACAGUGUGCCAAAGUUAUCAGGGCUUUGUUCAUUUAACUUUUCAGCUGUUGAACAUGUACUGGGGGUGACAGCAACUGAUUGCUGGGCUUCACUUGCUCCAUAUCUUGCAAAUGUGGUAUGUUGUCCUCAAGUUGAUUCCAGCCUAGUGAUUCUUAUUGGCCAGUCCAGUAUUCACACUCAGAAGCUCGAGCUGAAUGAGACUGAAGCAAAACACUGCAUCUCGGAUUUCCAGCAGAUCAUGGAAAGUAAAGGUGCCAGUGAGAGUCUUCUCGAGAUGUGCUCAGUUCACCCAUCGAAUCUCACGAAAUUAUCUUGCCCUGUAGCUGAUGUUAGCGAGAUUGAAAGGAAAAUAGAUUCCUCUGCUUUACUGGUUGCUUGUGAGAAAAUUGAUCCUGCUAAUGAGUGCUGCAAUCGAGUUUGCCAAAAUGCCAUAUCAGAUGCUGCUGAAGAAUUAGCUGUAAGGAAUUAUACUAGGACUGGUUUGGGAGGCACUUCUGUAGUUUCUGAGCAGGCAUCUCUUGUAAAUUACUGUAAGAAUAUUGUGCUCCGGUGGCUAGCUAGUAAACUCGAUCCCGCUUCUGCAAAUAGAGUUCUUAGAGUACUUACUAGUUGCAAAAUAAACAAAGCAUGUCCAUUGCUUCUUCCUGACGUGAAAAAUGUUUCUGCGGAGUGUGGAAAUUUAACAAGUAAUCAGACAGCUUGCUGCAAUGCCAUGGACAGCUACUUAUCUCAGUUGCAAAAGCAGAGCUUUGUUACUAACUUGCAGGCUUUAAAUUGUGCGGCCUCACUUGGCUUGAAGUUGCAAAGAGCUAAUAUCUCAAGCAAUGUUUAUACACUUUGCCAGAUAAAUCUCAAAGAUUUUUCCCUUCAAGUGGACUCGAAAGUAUCUGGUUGUCUUUUUCCAAGUUUGCCUUCCGAUGUAACAUACGACAAAGCUUCGGGAAUCAAUUUUAUUUGUGAUCUUAACGAUAAUGUUGCAGCCCCUUGGCCCUCGGGUUCUGUUGAUUCAUCUUCUUCAUGCAAUAAAACCACCAAGAUUCCAGAACCUCCCAAAGCAACGUCGGCACAACUUGGAAUCUAUGUUAAAGAUGUGUCUUUUACACUGUGGAUCACCUCCUUGAUGGUUCUUCGAAUGCUUGCUUAA
Messenger RNA from Fraxinus pennsylvanica, 1458 nucleotides. NCBI's taxonomy places the organism in Eukaryota, Viridiplantae, Streptophyta, Magnoliopsida, Lamiales, Oleaceae. The record is from the annotation of a GenBank genome assembly.